AUGCCACUGUGCUAUGAGUGUGGGGAAUCUGACGCACACCACAGGCACAGACUACAGCCACACGAGCAAGCUUUACAAGAUUGCAGGGAAGAGGUGCAUCAGUCCAUGCAGCCUAUAUUCCAGAGUUUCAAGACUCUGAGCAAAAUGCAGAAGGCCGGCAAGCAAAUGGCCAAGCAUAUUCCCGACCAGUCGGCCCAAACAGAGAGUCAGAUCAGGAAGCAGUUUGAGGAGCUUCGAGCUUUUCUGAAGCAGGAGGAAGAAAAUCGACUGGCUGCGGUGAGGGAGGAGUUUCAGAGGAAGGCCCGUGCUCAGAGGGAGGCUGCUGAACAGCUGAGGAGCGAGGCUUGCACACUGCUGCACGCACUCAAAGCUGGUAACAUGGACAUGGACAUGCCGGGAGAGGAUAACGUACACUUUCUACAGAAUUAUAAAACAUCUGUGAAAAGAGUCUGGAAGGCAGAACAAAAUCCCAAUCCGAUGAAGGGAAAGAGGUAUAACUCUCUGAUUGAGAUGCCAAAACAUGUGAGCAACCUGCGCUUCAGAGUCUGGGAGAAAAUGCAGACAAUAUGCCCUUACACUCCUGUGACUCUCGACCCCAACACGGCCGGUCCCUUCCUGCAUGUGUCCGACGACCUGACUCGUGUUCGCGACAGCGGAUUCGACAUCGACGCUGAAGAGCCGGUAACCGAUGACGAUGAUGCCGCGGGUCUCCCAGACAACCCCGAGCGUUUCAGCGUGUGUGGUGAGAUGCUUGGUCACAUUGAGGGUGAAGGUCGUCAUGGUGAUGGCGACACCACUUCUUGGGUGGUGGACGUGAGCGACAACAGCAACUGGAUGGUGGGCGUGGCCCGCUCCUCCGUAUCCAGGAAGUCUUUGGUGUCUGCCUGCCCCGACAACGGUUGCUGGGCGCUGUCGCUGAGGAGGUUCCGCUACGAGGCGCUGGAGGCCCCCGCGGUCACCCUGCCCCUGGUUGCCAUGGGCAGCAGCAGCAAGAGCCCUGGGACUGUCUCCACACACAGCAUGCUGGCCAAAGGGACCCCUGGGCCUCAGCGGGUGAAGGUGCGAGUGAGCCGGGAGACUGGCCGAGUGUGUUUCACCGACGCGGACAGACACACACACCUCUACACCUUCUCCCCCUCGCAAUCUUCAUCGCCCUCCUCUUCCUCCUCCACUUCCUCCCCUGAUGGCGAGGUCUUCCUGCCUUACUUUGCCACGUCCUGCCAGCACUGCCCCCUCACCGUGCUCCCGGCAACGGUCACCGUGACAACCAGCCUGCUACCAGGGCCCGGAGGGAGGCUGGAGGAAGAGGAAGAGGAUGAGGAAGUAGAGGAUGAAGACGAUGAGGAAGAAGAAGAGGAGGAAGUAGAAGAGGAGGAGAAGGAGAGACAUACAAAGAUGUAUGAUGGACAGUCAAAGUUGUCAGGGAGGAAGCCCCACAGUGUACUGAACUAUCUGAGAAUACCAGAGUCACAGCAAAAGCACCUGACACACACUGAACUGUAAGCACA
Engraulis encrasicolus (European anchovy) is the source of this 1508-nucleotide messenger RNA. Its product is annotated as E3 ubiquitin-protein ligase TRIM35-like. The transcript has 8 exons. The coding region runs from base 1 to 1503 and encodes 500 amino acids. The record is from RefSeq and is a predicted model, not a curated record. NCBI's taxonomy places the organism in Eukaryota, Metazoa, Chordata, Actinopteri, Clupeiformes, Engraulidae. Gene Ontology annotation, cellular component: cytoplasm. Gene Ontology annotation, biological process: protein ubiquitination. Gene Ontology annotation, molecular function: protein binding; ubiquitin protein ligase activity.